GUAGAGUUACUACUAACAGCGCAAUUAGCCUAUAACAGUAUAAAAUCAGCAAUGACAAAGUAUUCGCCGCACUACGCGAACUACGGAUAUAAGCCGACCGCUCACCAAGAUCCGAAGGACAUCGAAAGUAUCGCGAUAGGAGCAGACGACAAGGCGAAGCUCAUGCGAGAAUUAUAUAAAGAAUUAAGUAAGAAUAUAGCUUAA
Molecule: messenger RNA, 204 nt
Organism: Bipolaris sorokiniana ND90Pr
Lineage: Eukaryota; Fungi; Ascomycota; Dothideomycetes; Pleosporales; Pleosporaceae
Exons: 1
Source: RefSeq, a predicted model, not a curated record